This is a messenger RNA of Thlaspi arvense, 687 nucleotides long. The record is from the annotation of a GenBank genome assembly. Lineage: Eukaryota; Viridiplantae; Streptophyta; Magnoliopsida; Brassicales; Brassicaceae.
AUGUCUGAAGAAUCGCAAGCUCCUUCCAUGGAGCAAAACCAGCAGCAGCUUGAGGACUCGACCGCCGGCGCUCCUCAGAGCAAGAAGGCCGCGAAGAAGGAAGCCGCCAAGCUCGAGAAGCAGCGCCGCCGUGAAGAACGGUCCGCUGCAGCUGGCGCUUCGGCCGACGACUCUGACCCCCUCGCCGCCAACUACGGUGACGUGCCGCUUCAUGACCUCCAGUCGAAGGCCGUCACCGGCCGCAAGUGGACUCAGAUUGGUGACUUGACUGCGGAGUUGAAGGAUCAAGAAGUGUUGGUGAGGGGCCGAGCGCAGACGAUCCGCGCCGUCAGCAAGAAGAUGGCCUUCCUGGUGAUUCGAGAGAAGGGGUUCACUGUGCAGUGCGUGCUCUCCGUUGCGCCGGAGCUUGUGAGUCCCCAAAUGGUGAAAUUCGCGACGGGAUUGAGUAGAGAGUCGUAUGUUGAUAUCGAAGGAAUCGUCUCUGUCCCCAAGGAGUCCAUUAAGGGUGCUUCCCAGCAGGUGGAAAUUCAAAUAAGAAAGCUUUACUGCAUCAGCAAGGCGCUGCCUACCUUGCCAAUUAAUAUUGAGGAUGCUGCCCGCAGUGAAGUAGAAAUAGAAAAAGCUUUACAGGUAUGCUUCUACCAACAUGUAUCUGAAAUUAAAAUAUUUUUAUUCUUGGGUUCGUAA